CGGCUGCUCUUACGCCUGAGACAUGACGCCAACAGAACCAAUUGGAUCGCCGAAUGCGGCCCCUAGUGGCCCUGGGUGGCUGGCGCUGAUCUUAUCUUUGGGACCCACGGCUGCUGGGUUCGCAAUUGCUGGUGUAAUAUGGCACGCAACACGUGACCAAACUGUGCAGAUGCAUUCAGAGUUUCAUUCAGGCAGGAACGAAGAUGCCAUUAAGAAGCAACUGCGUGAAUUGCAGAACGAUUUGGCCGUUGUCAAGAAGGCCAUUGUGGUGAGCAAGCCAGACUACAAAAACAGCGGAUACCGAAAUGCCAAGCAAUGAACAUAUGUCGGUCCGUCACUAAUUGUACUUGUAUUUGUUGUGUCGGGGUUUGCAAGUGGUCAUCGUGCAAGUAGUGACCCUCUAUUGUGCAUCAAACGCAAUUCAUAGGGUUCCAUUCAGAGUUGAUUUAUGCAUCCGAUCAGUGUUGUUUAUUGUGUUACAGGAUAUCUUCGUUCUCAAACGCUGUAAUGUGCAAAGUAUAC
This is a messenger RNA of Coccomyxa subellipsoidea C-169, 522 nucleotides long. RefSeq lists its product as hypothetical. Lineage: Eukaryota; Viridiplantae; Chlorophyta; Trebouxiophyceae; Coccomyxaceae. The coding region runs from base 23 to 319 and encodes 98 amino acids. The record is from RefSeq and is a predicted model, not a curated record. The transcript has 3 exons.